CAUUUCUUACGCGGAGUGACUCUCAACCCACAGGCUUGUGAGUGAGACGAGCGACGGUCGAGACGUGGGGUCUGAGUGCACCCAGAAUGAUCAGAGGAAUCCAGGGCUUGCUGUUCUGUCUUAAAGUUUUGGGGCUUGUUAUUCAUCUUCCACAGCUCGCGACAGGUCUCGGUGUGAACGACUUCCUGUAUUUCAGAGUUCUCAGCCCCGAGGACAUCGGCUACAUCUUCACUGCGGCUCCCGCUCAAGAUUUCGGGGGGGUCUUUACCCAGCUGUAUGAGGAGAUCUACCUGGUGCUGGCAGAGCCUCCCGAUGGCUGUGCUGAGCUGAGGAAUGCAGCGUUCCUGGAGGGACAGGUCACGUUGCUGGAGAGAGGAGGGUGCUCUUUCCUCUCCAAGGCUCGCCGGGUGGAGGAAGCGGGUGGCAAGGCGGUCCUCAUCGCUGACAAUGCAUAUGAUAACGACAGCCUCUACGUGGAGAUGGUGCAGGACGGCACUGCAGUCUCCACCAGCAUCCCAGCGCUGUUCCUGCUUGGAAGAGACGGGUUAAUGAUUCGGAGGUCGCUGGAGAAGCAUGCCCUGCCGUGGGCUGUCAUCUCUAUCCCUGUCAACGUGUCCAGCAUUGCCUCCUUCCAGCUCAUGCAGCCCCCCUGGACCCUCUGGUAGGGAAGGCACUGCUCGGACAGGGAGGGAGGGAGGGGCCCCUGCUCUCUCGUUACCCUCUGCCCACAUGGAAGACAAAUAUAUUGCAGUAUAUUUCAAAGCACUAGAAAUGUAUUUCAGAUAUGUUGCAAUACAUUUCCUUUCUAUAAUCUAAGUUAUAUUGUGCAAUGUUGCAAUGUAUUGUAUUGGCCAUUUAUGAGUAUUUCAAAUGUUUCUAAAUAUGCUUUGAAGUAUAUUUAAAAAUGUAUUUAAAAAUCUGCUAUUGGGAUAUGUUUUGAUUUAUUUCCCUUUCAUGUGGGUGGAGCCCGGAGUGGAGGUCUGCCCUGUGAGCGAGUGUUUUAAACACCUGAUUGAAAUGCAUUGACACUCAGUCCUGCUCCGGAGACGUGGGCUCUGUGUGUAUGCUUAGGGUUUGUGCACCUCAAACAUCUCCCUUUGAAAACAACGGAAACGCCCCUUCUUUGACUGUUUUCUUUUGUUUCUUUGUCAAAUAUUGUAAGGCUGUUGUUCAGUCAAAUCAAUCUUGCACAGAACAUGUAUUUACACUCUGGGUUUUUGAUUCUAUGCAGUUACUGUUCAUCAGUAAAUUAAAACACUCAAUGAUGAA
Molecule: messenger RNA, 1269 nt
Organism: Acipenser ruthenus (sterlet)
Lineage: Eukaryota; Metazoa; Chordata; Actinopteri; Acipenseriformes; Acipenseridae
Product: protease-associated domain-containing protein 1-like
Exons: 5
Coding region: 87-665 (192 amino acids)
Source: RefSeq, a predicted model, not a curated record